Molecule: messenger RNA, 168 nt
Organism: Cetraspora pellucida
Lineage: Eukaryota; Fungi; Glomeromycota; Glomeromycetes; Diversisporales; Gigasporaceae
Source: the annotation of a GenBank genome assembly
AUGUCUUCGCAAACUUCAAUUCAAAAUCGAAAUAAGCCCAUGUUCCACGCUACAUUUCUUGAUGGUAUCCGUGGUAUGGCAGCUUUAAGUGUCGUUUAUGCUCACUCCCAGACUCAUUAUAGACAACGUUUGGCUUUUAAUACAUUCAACAAAGUGGGAACUUAUGGA